Messenger RNA from Schistocerca gregaria, 3829 nucleotides. RefSeq names its product phospholysine phosphohistidine inorganic pyrophosphate phosphatase-like. Gene Ontology annotation, molecular function: inorganic diphosphate phosphatase activity; phosphatase activity. The transcript has a single exon. NCBI's taxonomy places the organism in Eukaryota, Metazoa, Arthropoda, Insecta, Orthoptera, Acrididae. The record is from RefSeq and is a predicted model, not a curated record. The coding region runs from base 1783 to 2577 and encodes 264 amino acids. Gene Ontology annotation, biological process: dephosphorylation. Gene Ontology annotation, cellular component: cytosol.
UGUUUCAUUAUCAGACAACAAUUCUGUCUGAGAUGAUUUCUCAUUUGGGGAUGAAGGCUGAGACACAAGGCUGUCUUUAUUUGUCUGUGUAGCCUGGUCAGUUUGAACGUUUGGAGAAUGCUGGGUACAGCGGUUCAGUAAUGAAUUUAAAGCUCCAAUAGGUGACUGUUCUGAGUAAGUACUUUGGUUACUCUCAGUAACUUGGCGCAUAUGAGGCUGCUCUGGAGGAAGUUGAGCAAUAGGAUUUAGCACUUCAAACUGUUGCUGAUGUUGUGGAACUACGUAAGGAUUAUAUAUGAAUGGCAUAACAGCAGCCUGACUUGUAUCAUUGUUGCCAUCGUCAACAGGCGAAGCAAGAACAGUAGGCACAGAUACAUACUGUGGAGGGAGAUUUGGAGGAGGUGGAGUGUUACUGCUUAGAAAAUGUUGAUAUGUUAUUGAUGCAGUAAAAUGACUGCCACCAGCAGGAUUGUACGGGACUGGUGGAGUACUUUCAACACCAGAGACAUCACCAUCUGAACGGACAAUUACAUGCUGCAGCUCAUAAUCAGUGUUUUCUUGUUGCUUAGCUGGUGCAGAAGUUAUAAAAGAACAUCUAAUUAAAGCUUCUAUUACUUGAUCUUUUGGAUGUGUGUUGAGAUGACUUUUUAAUGAUAUGCCUUCACGCAAAUACAAGGUACACACUGGGCAACAAAUAAAAUUUCGAUUCCCAUUCAUGAUUACAAUUCUUUUGUUAAAAAGUUACUCACAAAAGUAGUGCUCUAACUUGAGCCUAAUUAAUUUACAACUGCAGUUUAUUUGAAUUGUUCAGACACAAGGAAUUAAGUUUUUCGCAUGAUGUAGGCACAAUCGAAAGAUAGUAUGACUGAAGAAGAUCUAAAGAUUCUCAUCGGAAAAUAGGAAAUUUAUUUUACUAAAUUAACGAUUGGUUGGUUCUGUUCACAUCUUCCGGCCGCAACGAAAGUGGGCUCAAAAUUUGGGGGCGAAGAAGACAACUGCAAUGCCUUAAAACAAGUACACAACAUACUUUGGAGGAGCAUCUGGUAACACAUCAUCCUGCCUGUAUACCAUAUGCACGCAAUCCCUAGAGAAUUGUUAUCUGUCCAGAUAUUAUUUGUAGUUGCCAUCUGUCCCAAAAUUCACACAUUAAAUGACGUAAUUGAUGACAAACGACCGGAAAGUAGCAUUUAGUGCUUUGGCUGUCACGUAUACAACGAACGGUGGGUUUUAGUACUACUUCACAUCAUCAAUAGGCUUCUGUCCUGACAACCUCAGCUACUUGAUAUUCAAUGUUUGCAUUCUUCUUAAUUUUUCUCUCUGAACAGAUACUUGGUCCCAAUUCAGACAACAUAUAUAUUUUCACUGUGCCAAAGCUUAAGUUUGUUGAUGCGUUCACACUUCAAUGUCUUCUCAUUCGAAAAAAGAUUCCUUUUCUGCAAAAUGUAGUUAGAAAAUGUGCCUGUAAACAUAAUUUAAAACACACGAUUCAUUUGAAACUGACGUUUCCACUUAGUUAUAUCACACGUACGGACAUAAACACAAACAUCUUAAAUCACACUACUUUGACAACAGCUUAUGCAAAGACUAUACACUAACGGCGAUCAGAGAAGCUAUGUUCAGCAAGUAGCAAGUACUCAAGUAGAUUAAGGAAUGGUGGUACUGGUGUCACGUGUACGGGUGAGAGUUGCUGACUAGGGAACCUCGUUGAUUGCAUUUUCGUUGUAUGUAAACAGAGCAACGAACAACCCUGUGAUACACACUCGAAAAUUUGGAAGUGUCACAAUGAGUACACUGAAAUUACCACAAAGAAUAAAUGGAGUUUUAUUAGACAUAACAGGUGUUCUCAAGGACGGAUCGUCUGCCAUACCUGGCUCUGUCGCGGCUGUAAAUAAGUUGAAAAAAGCUGGACUGGCCGUUAAGUUACUAACGAAUGAAACUCAGGUUACUAGAUCGUCGUUAUGUUUGACGUUAUCAAAAAUGGGUUACUGCGUUACGGAACAUGACAUUAUUCCGCCAUGCCCAGCUCUGGUUGACCUUUUACGAAAAGAAAAACUACGACCACAUCUUCUUGUACAUCCAGACGUAUUAUCAGAAUUUGACAGCCUCAACAAGGAAGACCCUAACUGUGUUGUUAUCGGCGACGCUGCAGAAAACUUUUCGUACGAGAAUCUUAAUAAAGCGUUUCGAAUUUUGAUCGAUAUGGAUAAGCCGCGGCUUUUUUCCAUGGGCAGAGGUAAAUACUACAGAGAGAAAGGAGACUUAGUUUUAGAUGUUGGUGUAUUCACCACAGCACUAGAAUAUGCUACAGGUGUCUCCGCCGAAGUUGUUGGGAAACCACUUGCGUCUUUUUUUCACUCAGCGCUAUCUGCAAUAGGAGUAAAACCUGAAGAAGCUGUUAUGGUUGGUGAUGACAUUGAAUCAGAUAUCGGGGGAGCACAAGCUUGUGGAAUAGCAGGUAUACUUGUAAGAACUGGUAAGUUUCGUCCAUGUGAUGAAACGCACCCGAGGGUAAAACCGGAUGCUAUUGUUGAUGAUCUUGCGGAAGCGGUCGAUAUCAUUGUUCAGUCAAGGAAUUAGCUUUAAAAUACAAGCGCUUACAGUUUAAUUUGCGUUUUUGUCUUGUGACAGCAUGCAUGAUAUUAAGAAACUGUAAUACUAUUGAUUUGCACAGCUGUAUGGUGAAUGAAACUACAAGUUGAAAAGUUAAGUUUUGUUGUACCAGACCCUUAGAUUAUUCCAUGUUACAAAUCAUUUUUGAGAAUAAACUUUAAUCAGAUAUCAAAUGAUUGUAAAUUACAUAAAUAUAUUUUAUUGUUGUAACGCAAGUGAUAAAAGUUCACAAAUAUAUUUGUAAACCAAUUCCCAUUAGAUCAUAAAGAUGUCACAAUUUAUGUACAGAGCCAAAGUUCUGAACAAAUGUUCAUAACUCUGUUAUGUGUGAGGUUCAUGUUGAAAAGUUUCAGUAUGAGCUCGGACUAAUGAGGUACAUAAGUAAUAAGUUAUUGAGCAGUAAUUUAUUAAGUGUUUUAAAACGGCAGAGAGAAUCAAAUACUCUAAUAAAAUUCAGGAACCACACAGUCAGACAGUGAAGUUGCUGUAAAAUUGAUUACUUAAAUAAUAUGGUCUGAAACUCAUCUAAAUGCUAUAUUCAAAAUUAUAGUUAUCUUACAGCACCCAAUAACUUCUGUUCAUUAGACGAAUUUUUUCAAGUGGAGGGUAAAUAGUAAGGUGAAACACACAUUAAGAUGGAUGUUUAUGUAAUAGUUAAAUUUUGGAUUAUGUACUCUUAUUGUUAAGUACUUGGUUGUUAUCAUUGUGUUUGAAUGUAACCUGGAAUUUUACUGGUAAUUAAAUCUCAACAGUGUAUUUGAGGAGCAAAUAAACCUGUAACUUUUUACAGAUAGCAGGUCAAAAGUGAAGGUGAUUCAACCCUCCCAAGCUGUUACAGAAAGUGGCAUACAAAUAGAUACUAUCAGAGAACAUACUCAGUUUAAAUCAGUUCCUCUUUAUGAUGUAACUUGUAGAUUUUUAACUCACUUGACUGACUCCUCGAAUUUAAUAGUGAUACUGUAAUUCUUUUGCUUGUUCGUAUGCUUAUCACCCUCAGGUAGGAGUAGAAAUUACUUGGUAUUGUCAAAGAAUUAUAACAAACUACCACAUACAGCUGGUCUGCCAUUGUCAUUUUGAAACAUUAAUACUUGGAGAGUGAAGCAGUACACAAUAGCAGUCUUCCAUAUAGUUACUGAUGCAACAAAUAUUUUGAGUUACAAAAUGUGCCAUUCAAGGAAGUCCCACGAUUAUUUAUUAUGUAUGAGAUCUGAUGAGCUUG